Apodemus sylvaticus (European woodmouse) is the source of this 1374-nucleotide messenger RNA. RefSeq names its product zinc finger protein Pegasus-like. The coding region runs from base 1 to 1374 and encodes 457 amino acids. The transcript is spliced from 2 exons. Gene Ontology annotation, biological process: regulation of transcription by RNA polymerase II. The record is from RefSeq and is a predicted model, not a curated record. Gene Ontology annotation, molecular function: RNA polymerase II transcription regulatory region sequence-specific DNA binding; DNA-binding transcription factor activity, RNA polymerase II-specific. Lineage: Eukaryota; Metazoa; Chordata; Mammalia; Rodentia; Muridae. Gene Ontology annotation, cellular component: nucleus.
AUGACCAAGGAAGAUUUCCAGGCUCCUGACUUCGUCAGUACUGGGGUCUCGAGAGAAAGGGAACAGCUUGGGGUGGAAAGCCUGAAGAGAGUCCGGAGGCUUUCCGGUAGGGCCAGCCUCGAGGAGACAGAGGUAGACCCGCGAGUAAGUGACUUUAACAGGAUUGGAGGAGUGUCAGGGGGAGAAGAAGGCAGAGCAGAGCGGCCGGCCUGCCUGAAGAGCCUCAGGGAGCUCCGGAGCCAGCAGACACACGGCGGCAGAGCGAACAUGCUGGCCGGGGACCUGGCUGCACAGGCCGGAGGCCCCGAAGAGCCCAGGGAUGCCCUGGACAGGAACCGGGUGCUGAUUCUGGACGACUUCCAAAGGACGGUGGACGGGAAGCUGCAGUGUUCAUACUGCGGCUACUCCAGCCAGAGAACCGCUCGGCUGCUGGAACACAGGAGAAUCCACACGGGCGAGAAGCCGCACAGGUGUCGCCUGUGCCCCUUUGCCUCGGCUUACGAGCGGUACCUCGAAGCCCACAUGCGCUCCCACACUGGGGAGAAGCCAUACAAGUGUGAACUGUGUGCCUAUCGCUGCAAUCACGGAAGCAACCUGUCCCACCAUCGGAGGCGCAAGCAUAAUUUGUUACCGCUGACCAGUCCCAGGGCCUCCUUAGGCGGCGUGAAAAUGUGGGAGACCUUACAGAAUAAGAGCAACGUGGAGGACGGCAAACGAGGGGUGCUCAUCACCUUAGCUCCACCUUCUGUGGUCGUUCAGAAACCGGAUCAGCAGAGCGACUCUACGUGCAAGAUCCCAAAUGUUCAGAAUGACUUCGGUGACAGCGUGGAUAAAACUUCAGUUUGCAGACUGCCGAGGGAUCCACCCGGAAUCUGGCUUGUGGAUAAUCCUUUGGAUCAGCUGUCUAACCGAGCAGGGCACUUGUCCACCUUGCCUCCUGAAAACCAGAGCCCCGUCUCUGCUGAUGUAGACUCCAUCCUAGAAGAAUGGAAGCCUUUCGUGAUGCAACAGCCCUCUGCCCAAGGGAGUGUCCCUCAGAGCUCUCUCAUAGUUUUUAGGCUUCCUCCACCAUCGUUGAGUCAGAGGGACUGCAGUCCACUGGCAGGGCCCAGCAGCCAGCCAAGUGGCGACGCCAGCACCCCCAUCCUUGGAAACAGCCAGCCAAGCAGUCCAAUGGCAACUUCACCAGUGCAGGGCCCUCAUCUUCUUUACUACUGCCAGCACUGUGACACAUACUUUGCAGACAACGUCCUUUACACUAUCCAUAUGGGAUGCCAUGGGUAUGACAAUCCCUUUCAGUGUAACAUAUGUGGGUUCCAUUGUGAGAACAAGUAUGACUUUGCCUGUCACUUUGCACGAGGUCAGCAUAACUAG